AUGUAACAGAUAUAAGAACUUGGGAUAAAAUGUCCUGUAAAUGAUCAUGAUUAUGCAUAUAUGGUUUGUUUAGAUAAAACAUGUAAAGAUAUUAGAGUGUUUUGUGAUUCAUGUGAUAGAAAAGGAGAACACGCUAGUUGUCGUAAAGAUCAUUAAAAAUUAUAAACAACAAUUUCAAAAUUUUAGGAAAUUGAAAAAGAAAGUGAAAGUUUAAAAUAAGAUUUGUUAUUGACAGCUAAGGAAUUAUAUAAACUGUUCACUUAAAUAAUUUAAAUAAUUACAAAGAAAUAUCAAUACUCAAAAUAGAGAUUGGAAAAAUUAAAUGCAAUACAAUUACAUUAAGCCUUAGAUCAUAUCAUUAAAUAUGAUGAAUUUUAAAAUAAAUAUUUAUAGGAAGUUAAGUAAUGUUCUAAAAAUAUGAUUUUGUAAUUGGAAAACAUAAUAGCAGAGUUGAAAUUAGAGAACAUAGUUGAUACACAAGAAUUAGAUCCUAAAGAAAAAGUAGAACAUUUUUAUUAAAAAGGAUAUCAAUUAUAUUCUGAAGACGAUAACUACGAAUAGGCAAUUAAAUUAUUAGAUUUGUCAUUACUCAUUGAUCCAAAUCAUAUUAAUUCUUUAUUUAUAAAAGCUGACUGCCUAAGAUUGCUUGGUAAUUACACUGAUGCAAUAACAUGGGCAGAUAAAGCUUUAUCUGUUAAUUCAAAACAUGUCGAUUCAUUACAUACAAAGGCUGGCGCUUUAUUAAUGCUUGAUAAUCCCAUAGAGGCAUUACGAUUUGCUGAUAAAGCUUUGUCAAUUGAUCCAAAGCAUGCCUAUUCAAUACAUAUAAAAGGUGAAUCGUUAAGAUUGUUGGAUUAAUAUGAGAAUGCCAUUAAGAUUUUAGAUCAAGCAUUGCAUUACGAUCCAAAUUAUGUAUAUUCUCUCGCGAGCAAAGGAGCAUGUUUAUAAUCACUAGAAAAAUAUAAUGAAGCCAUUUAAUCUUACAAUAAAGCUCUUCAGAUUAAUCCAAAUUUUUAAUGGGCUCAAGAUAAGAAAACUGAAUGUGAGAAUUAAUUAAAGAAAAACCCAUGAAUCAAAUGAUAAUUUUAUAUUAUAUAUUGGCAAAAGUCACUCAACCAUAUAUAUUUAAA
This is a messenger RNA of Paramecium tetraurelia, 1130 nucleotides long. RefSeq lists its product as uncharacterized. The record is from RefSeq and is a predicted model, not a curated record. The transcript has 7 exons. Lineage: Eukaryota; Ciliophora; Oligohymenophorea; Peniculida; Parameciidae. Gene Ontology annotation, molecular function: protein binding.